AAACAGGUCCAAACUCCCCCCAACUCAACAUUUAACAAGUAUCAAGAUUUAAGACAAAUCGAACUGCAAAAGGCGAAUAAAAAGAAAAAAAAGAAAAAAAGGAUACAAAACCUGCCGAUUUACAGCCAUGAGUACCAUGAAGUUUUGCCGUGAAUGCAAUAAUAUUUUAUAUCCGAAGGAAGACAAAGAGAGGAAGAUUCUGCUGUAUGCCUGCCGCAAUUGCGAUCAUCAGACUACAGAUAAUGCCCUUCGCUAUCUCUCAGGAGGUUCAAUUUGUCUUUUCUAAUUCACAAACUGCGAAAUUAUUAACUGCUUCUCGUUCAACUGCAGCAUCUCUAAUGGCUAUAUCGAUCGAUCAUCGAUCUGAGGUUGCUGAUAACAACUGUGUGUACAGAAAUGAAAUACACCAUUCGGUUGGGGAGCGAACACAAGUCUUGCAGGAUGUAGCUGCUGAUCCCACUCUGCCACGUACAAAGUCUGUUCAAUGUGCGAAUUGUGGCCAUGGGGAAGCUGUUUUCUUUCAGGCUACGGCUAGAGGAGAAGAAGGAAUGACUCUGUUUUUCGUGUGCUGCAACCCGAAUUGUGGGCAUCGCUGGAGAGAUUAAACAAAAACUGCAGUUGUUCGAAACAAAUUUGUAGACUUAAGUGAGCUCAUCAACAAGAAAACUAAUUGACUUCUUAAUUUCCCUUCCUGGGUAUUUCUAUUUGGAUAUUGUCGAGCAUUAAUGCCGAUAUGAGACGCAUGAAGCACUUUUGUUUAUCGUGUUAUCGAAUGUUUUCGGCAGAAAUCAGUUUGAUGCUCAAGUGCUUAUAUCUACUUAGAAUGUGAAGUUGUCUUUCUGUGGGGUAAAAGAAGUUGAGACCCUUUUUAAUCACUUAAAAUCACAAUUCAAUCAUCUGCUAAAGGUUUAGAUGGUUUGUCAAGAAUAAUAAACUUUGGUUUAGUUGGU
Striga asiatica is the source of this 950-nucleotide messenger RNA. Lineage: Eukaryota; Viridiplantae; Streptophyta; Magnoliopsida; Lamiales; Orobanchaceae. The record is from the annotation of a GenBank genome assembly.